Messenger RNA from Zeugodacus cucurbitae (melon fly), 2150 nucleotides. RefSeq names its product proton-coupled zinc antiporter SLC30A1 (gene ZnT63C). NCBI's taxonomy places the organism in Eukaryota, Metazoa, Arthropoda, Insecta, Diptera, Tephritidae. The record is from RefSeq and is a predicted model, not a curated record. Gene Ontology annotation, molecular function: zinc ion transmembrane transporter activity. The transcript has 11 exons. Gene Ontology annotation, cellular component: membrane. The coding region runs from base 312 to 1628 and encodes 438 amino acids. Gene Ontology annotation, biological process: detoxification of zinc ion; intracellular zinc ion homeostasis; zinc ion transmembrane transport.
GUUGUUAUUGACAGGUAUUUAUUUGCCCUGAGCCACUGAGGUUUUUUUUGCAUGAUUGACGGCCAAAGAUUUCUUAAUAUCAUCUAUUUGUUUGCUUUGAACGCGACGAGUAAUGAAUACUAAGUGAAAUUACUUACAGCGGAAAAUAAAAGUGUGGAAUUUCCAAUUUAUAACUCAAACGACAUAAGUGGAAUUUGUGUUUUACAUGUUAGUGAAUUUUUACCAUUGCAAAUUGUAAUAAUUUCAUUUACGUGUAAUCUGAAGAUAUUUAUUCUGUAUAUGGUUUCAUAUAUUUAAUUAAAUCGGCGAAAAUGUCUAAAUAUUCAGGGAAAAAAUGUCGUUUGCUUUCGAUGAUGUGGCUGACUGCGUUUUUCUUUUUUGUGGAAAUAGUAGUGGGCUAUGUAACAAAUUCAAUGGCCUUGGUAGCAGACAGUUUUCAUAUGUUGGGAGACAUAGCUGCCCUUGUGAUAUCAUUUCUAUCGGUAAAAAUGUCCCCAAAAAAAUGGUCUAAAAACACAUUUGGUUGGGCGAGAGCAGAAGUGUUGGGAGCCCUAGUUAAUGCAGUCUUUUUAGUUGCUUUGUGCUUCAGCAUUACCAUAGAAGCUUGUAAAAGGUUCAUAGAAGAAGAGGAAAUUCAUGAACCCAAACUUUUAGUGAUAGUAGGCUGUCUAGGUUUGUUGGUAAAUGUGAUAGGAUUGUGUUUACUUUACGAACACGGUGGUCAUCAUGGUCAUUCCCACGGGGGAGGCCUUACUCGGAAUCAUAGUAGACUUACAGAACUGGCUAAUAUUGAUGAUGGUGAGGGUGAAGCUGAAUUUGCAUAUGAAAAAGAGAAAAAACCAGCGAAGAAAAUGAAUCAUGGACAUAGUCAUGAUGCAGGCCAUAUGAACAUGAGGGGUGCAUUUUUACAUGUGUUAAGUGACGCCUUGGGUAGCAUUAUUGUAGUGAUAAGCGCUUUGGUGGUAUGGUUGACAGACUGGAAAUAUCGGUUUUAUAUGGAUCCUGCUCUUUCAAUCGUUUUGGUUUGCUUAAUUUUACAUUCCGUGUGGCCCCUUCUGCGUGAAUCUGCAUUAAUAUUGCUGCAAACUGUUCCAACUCAUAUUCAAGUCGAUGCCAUUCAAAAGCGUCUUUUAGAGAAGGUUGACGGAGUACUGGCCGUUCAUGAAUUUCAUGUUUGGCAAUUGGCUGGAGAUCGCAUAAUUGCCUCAGCGCACAUAAGAUGUCGGAACCUUUCGGAAUACAUGAAAAUUGCUGAAAAGGUUAAAGAAUUUUUUCAUAAUGAAGGCAUACAUUCUACUACAAUCCAACCUGAAUUUGUUGAAAUCGAAGGUUGUAACAUGUCGGACGGCACAUCUAGUCUAAAUAUGAGUGGAUCUGAUUGCGCUCUAGAUUGUCCAAGUACAGCAGAAGGAUGUGUUAAAGCAACUUGUUGUCAAAAUAAUAGUAAAUUGAAUCAGGUGCCCUCGCCUACAAAUUCCCCAUACGCAUGUCGUCAAAGGAACUCGUCCAAAAAUCCAAAUGAUGUAGAAGCAGGUUCCUCACUUUUGGAAUGUUUAGCUGGUGCAUCGAAUUCUGUCAAUAAUGGCAAUUCAGAGCCUGGUCGUACUAUGAAUGGAGACGUAGUGUGACACCUUUACCUCUCAUAUAUGUGACAAAAAUAACGAAAUGAAAGAAAUUCACAAACGCACAGAAAAAAUUGUAUUAUCCAUUUAAUUACAUUUCACUAGAGGUCUAAGUAUUGGUCGAAAAUCUGAGUAUAACAAUAUCGAACCAAAGAUUGGUAACAAAUUCAGAAUCGCAUUGAUUCAAGAAUUAUAAUGUUAUAAAACAUUCAUAAUAUAUUUAUCAAUAAGAGCAUCAAGUUAGCAUGAUUAUCGUUCGAUAGGCAGAAAUAUGAUAGGAGAAGUUAGUAGGAUAUCCAUCUAAAUUUAGUAGUAAAAUUAUAAAUUGUUUUCAAGUACUUUAUCAACUAAGUAUUCGUUAUAUAAGAAUAUAAAAACAUAAUAAAAUAAAAAUGGAAAGCAUUGCUUUUUUGUCUAUAAUUUGUCUAAAUUGAAGCAAUGCAGAUCUUUUUAUUUUCGUAUUUUAAUGCAUAUAUGUAUAUGUAUAUAUAAAUAUUAGAAUUAAGAAAUAAAAUAUCUUUCACUUUU